CCACUCGAGAAAACUUUACAACCGGCUCCGGCUGUACCGUUCACUCUAGCUUUCAAUUGAUUUUGUUCUUUCACGGUGUCAAGUACUUUUCAUCUCAAGUAAAUUUCGAAGAAAGUGUCUCAGUUUUUUCAAAGUGUUUUUUCUUGUCAAAAAAACUCCCAAGUUUGAAUCAAGGAAGGAAAUCUAGAGCAACAAUGGCUUAUCGAAACAAUAACCGUCGCAAUAAUGGUGGUGGUGGUGGAGGUAAUUUCGGCAACAACUAUGGUAAUGCUGGCCGAAUCAAUCCUUGGGACACAGGUGUGGGCGGGGGCCGUGGAAAUAAUGACGCCCUCACGCUGGCAAACAGUCUAAUCAAUAAUCUACUCCGCAAUCAAAACACUAACCAGGUUCCGCCGUCGCUCCUGGACGGCGUUCAAUCGUCCCGAUUCGAUGAUAUGAAUGGAUUCAACUUCAUACGGAAUCGGUACGGAAAAAACCGUAACAGUAACGGCCCCUAUAAAGGUGGCAUUCGUAAACCGGAUGCUUUCACCCGUUCCAAGAAUGUUCUGGCCAAAAACUCUCAUAAAAACAAAAACGAUAAAGAUGCUAAAGAUUCUUCGAGCAAGAAAGAGAGCAACAAGCAGGGAGCAAAUAAGAAAGGCAACUCGAGCAAUGCUGGAAACAACAACAAGCAGUCGAAGACUUCUCAAUACGCUGAAGUUUCAAACGAGUACCUGUACUGUCACAUGUGCGACAAGCAUAUGUACGAUGCAACAUCUUUCGAGAAUCACGUCACUGGUCGCACUCAUCGCGUCAUGAAGGAAAGUAUCGAAGAAAGCUAUCGCAUGCGGGCCACUUUACUUCGCCAGGAGGCGAGAAUUGCCGAGCAGCUCAAGACAAUCGAGAUCGAUCGACUGAAGCGCAUGGGCAAGGCAAAGAACUACUCGAAGAUGCGCGAAUACUGUCCGAUGUGUGAACUGUUCUUCUACGGGCACAUCAUCGCUCAUCGCCGCUCGGAGAAGCAUCUUGACCUGAAGAAAUUCUUACACCCGAAGUGUGACGACUGCGAGCUGGAAUUCCACAACCGUACCGAGUAUGACGACCAUUUGCUGUCUGUGGUUCACAUGAAGAAUUGUAAGACAAAACCAUGCCGACUUGACAUCGAAAAGAGAGCAAAACAAUUGAUUAUCUCCACUGCUCAUGAUGAAUUGCUAGACAUUCGUGAAGAAACGGCCCCGAAAAACAAGAAGAAGGACAAAGAAGCUGCCUCUUCGGCAGCGAAAAAAACAGAACAGAAAGCAACUCCAGCGGCUGUAACCGCCGAAUCUGGCGAGAACGGCGACGCUGCCAAGCCAGAUUCCGAGAAGCCCGCGGAGAAAUCUACCACGGAAGAUGGUGCAACGGAGGAGGCCAAAUUGGAAGAGGAUGUGCCCGAGGACGAAGUUGUCAAGGAUGAGGAGAGUGAGGAUUGCAUACUGGACUACAAGCCAGGUGAUGAAAUCUCUCCCGAGAUCGACAACAAGCUGCCACGGUAUAAGAAGAACCGUGCUCUUGGCUUGAGCUUGAUCGGCAAACUGGAGUGCCACGAGUGUCGCAUAUGUCACAAGUAUUUCGACAACGAGGCUACUGGAGAGAUCCACGCUCGUACUCACUCACAUUAUCGUGCGUUCAUCCGCUUCUUGAACGAGAAGGCACUAGAGGUGCGCAUUUCCCAAAAGCGCGCUGCCGUCGCAUUGGAAGAGGCUGAAACCGCCAAGAAGCAAAAGCUGGCCACUGAAGAAAAGAAGGCCGAGGAGAACGGAGCAGAGGCCCAGAAGAAGGAUUCCGACUUGUACGAUCCUUCCGAAGCUACCGGCGAAGAAUCGGCCGACGCUAGCAUGGCUGAUGACAGCAAGAGCGAGGAAGCUAAUGGUGGUAACAGUGAAUCACAGUCUGAACCGAUGGAGACGGAGAACACCGAAACAAACAAAGCCGAAGCGUCCACGCCUGCGGACGAUAAGUCUACCGCUUCUUCGGCCGACACUUCUACGGCCAACAAACCGGAGGAAACUCCCAAAGAGGAGUCAAAACCGGAAAAAGAAGAGCCGAAGGCUACUCCCGCCAAGAACAACAAACGGGGACGCGGCGGACGUUCCGGCCGCUACAGUGGACGGUACUAAAAAAUGGUGAAAAAGUUUAAACUCAGAUUCAGAAAGAAAAGUUUUUGUGCUGAACCAACCAUUUUCAAAGCAAGCAAAACUCUUGAGAGUAUUACCUAUAAUGCAAUGAAAUGAAGCCACACACUAAACCCACGAUACAUGCAAAUUAUUCUAUAUUUAUUCUAUCAAACUCAAUAAUAUUUCAUGAUAAUGAUGAUAAUGAUUGUGCUGCAAAACGGAUACAGUAAUUUUAUUGAUUUUAGAAUCAGUCAACAAUGAUUAUACCUAGUUUUUCUGUUCGUGUAUCAACAAAUGGGGCGAAAACCAUAUUAUACAUUUUCGCAAUAUUUUACAUAUUAUUUCAUAUUAACGCUGUAACGUAAAAUGCAGAAAAAAAUAAUUAUGCAUGAUUAAAUAUAGAAAAUGAAAAAAAGGUGUUUGUUAAUGAAAAUCCCGCAAGAAAAUAAUCACACAUUCAAAGCAACAAAACAAAUUUCUGGUAAAUGUGCACUCGAACGCUUUUGUGUGUCAUCUAGGCUUUCAAACCAAUACAUACAACAUAUGUGCAAUAAAUGCACAGAGAUUCUUUUUGUCCUCGAUACUCCAGGAAGACGAGUGCACAUUUUCAACGUAUUCAUUAGUAACUUAUGGGGAAAUUGUGUAAAACUGUUUAACGCUGGCACCCCGCCAGCUAGACGCAAAACAAACAAAAAAUAUCUAAAAAAAGGCAUAAAUAUUCUCUCAAAUGUAAUCAAACAAAUUUACAAGUAACACGAAAUUCUCGGUAUCGUUAAGUAAUCUACCUAAAAUAAAACAAUGAAAAACAUAAUUGUAUUUCACCGAAAAUGUAGUAGCAUUGUUGUGAGAAGAGUUCAAACCUCUGCAAUAAUAAAAAUUAAUUGCUUCUCUUUGUGUAGUUACAGCAGAAAAAAACACUUAAAAAAUAUGCAUCAAAUUGAAUAAUUUUUCUCUGUGAUUCAACCAGAAUGCAAUUAUUUCAAAACACAUUGAGCAAAGACAACAGAAUCGCCACAUUGGAAGAAUGGAAGGGCACAUCAAAAAGAAGUCCCACGUGGUUUGAACUAUUUUGAGUGAAACAUGAAAGAGUGCAAAAACAUGCUCGAUGUACACAAGCAUGAAAUAAUGUGAAACGUGCGAUGUCCGAUUUAGUUUGCAUCAAUUUAAAAAGCACAACUAGCUGAAACCGCUGCAUGCAAUCGUUCGUAGCACUAUCAAUUGGCUUUAGAGAAAUGGAGACACGUUUCAAACUUAAAGAAAUGUCUGUUAACGAUUCGAAGUGAAAUUAGUAGCAGCAUGCGUCAGAGAAAGGGUCCCUUUGAGAAACGUAUAUUAAGGAAAAUAUUCCAAAAUAAUGUGUGUAAUGUUCACGGAAAACAGGUAAAACAAGAAUCAAACACAUUCGUCAUCACAGGAAAAACUACGCCUCGUCUUGUCCUGGUCCUUUUCCGAACCAUACAAGACUAUUUAAAUAAAAGAAGGUACUGAUGUAACCGAGCAUUGUGAAACAUUGUGAAUGAAUAUUCUUCUAGUGAUUGACAAAAAUAAAACCGGGCAAAAAUCUGAGUUUAAAACAA
Molecule: messenger RNA, 3712 nt
Organism: Toxorhynchites rutilus septentrionalis
Lineage: Eukaryota; Metazoa; Arthropoda; Insecta; Diptera; Culicidae
Gene: Pep
Product: zinc finger protein on ecdysone puffs
Exons: 6
Coding region: 195-2138 (647 amino acids)
Cellular component (GO): nucleus
Source: RefSeq, a predicted model, not a curated record